Phalacrocorax carbo (great cormorant) is the source of this 3225-nucleotide messenger RNA. The record is from RefSeq and is a predicted model, not a curated record. Lineage: Eukaryota; Metazoa; Chordata; Aves; Suliformes; Phalacrocoracidae.
AUGGAGCUUCAGUUUUGGCCUGAUUUUCUUUCUCUCUUGGAAAAGCUGAACGGUCGGAUGCUCCUGGUGGUUCUGGUCAUUUUUCUUUUGAUUAUUGACCUUGUGAAAAAGAGGCGACCCAGGAAUUUCCCUCCAGGGCCACAGCUCUUUCCUCUCGUGGGAACCUUUGUGGACUUUAAGCAGCCUCUCCAUCUUGAGAUGCAGAAGCUUACUGGUCGGUACGGGAACAUCUUCAGCGUGCAGUUUGGAAGUCUGACUUUUGUGGUAGUCAAUGGGUACCAAAUGGUGAGAGAAGCUCUUGUCCACCAGGCUGAAAUAUUUACAGAUCGGCCAAAUAUUCCACUUCUUCAAGAAAUAUUUAGAGGCUUCGGGCUCAUAUCAUCAAACGGGCAUAUAUGGAGGCAACAGAGAAAGUUUGCUUCAGCAACGCUGAAAAGCAUCGCUGUAAGUUUUGAGGAAAAAGUGCAAGAGGAGAGCCGGUACCUUGUGGAGACAAUUGAGGAGGAGAAAGGACAGCCAUUUGACCCUCAUUACAAAAUUAAUAGUGCUGUUUCAAACAUCAUCUGUUCCAUAACUUUUGGGAACCGCUUCGACUACCAUGACAACCGUUUCCAGGAAUUGCUGCACUCGCUGGCUGAAACGCUGCUGCUCAUUGGAAGUUUCUGGGGCCAGUUGUAUAAUGCUUUUCCUUUGGUCAUGAGAUGGCUGCCAGGACCCUUUAGGAAAAUCUUCAGGCACUGGGAGAAACUUCAAUAUUUUGUGAAGGGCGUGAUCGCAAAGCACAAGGAGGAUUUGGACCACUCUGAGGCAGGAGAUUAUAUUGACUGUUACCUGAAGGAAAUAGAAAAGUUUAAGGGUGACACCAGCUCAUAUUUCCAUGAGGAAAACCUGCUGUGCUCCACCCUGGACCUGUUCUUAACUGGGACUGAGACGACGGCAACCGCCAUCCGCUGGGCUCUGCUCUACAUGGCUGCAUACCCCCACAUUCAGGAGAAAGUGCAGCUCGAAAUCGACACAGUGGUGGGUCAGUCCCGCCAGCCCACCAUGGCUGACAAGGAGAACAUGCCAUACACCAGCGCGGUGUUGAGCGAGGUCCUGCGGAUGGGCAACGUCGUGCCACUGGGGGUGCCCAGGAUGUCCACCAGCGACACCACACUGGCCGGCUUCCACCUGCCCAAAGGCACCACCCUGAUGACCAGCCUGACUUCGAUAAUGUUUGACAAAAAUGUGUGGGAGACUCCAGACACCUUUAAUCCUGAACAUUUCCUGGAAAACGGCCAGUACAGGAGGCGGGAGGCUUUUCUGCCCUUCUCUGCAGGCAAGCGGGCUUGUCCCGGGGAGCAGCUUGCCAGGACAGAGCUCUUCAUCUUCUUCACAGCCCUUCUGCAGAAGUUCACCUUCCAGGUGCCAGCAGCUGCCACGCUGACCUUCGCCUUCACACUGAGCCUCACACGCUGUCCCAAGCCCUUCCAGAUCUGUGCGCUGCCUCGUGACUGAGGCCGGCGUGGGGGCCGCCCUGCACUCCUCCACUCACUGGCUUCAGCCCUCCACAAGCCUGGAAAGUGCCCCUUCUCCUAUCCAACCCAUAGAUUUUCGGCCAAAAUGAUGGGCCACAGAUGUCUAGCACCCACCAAUGGGUGGCAGAGGGAAGAGCAGGAGGACCAAAUCCUGUAUACUGCAAAAAGGACAGCCCAUGAGCCUUCUCCAUUCACCUCCUGCCUCCUCCUCUAUAUCAGUUUCACAAAAUGCAUGAAUGUAAAAGCCUUAUUACUUAAUUUCUGCCAUUAGCACCUCCCAGGAAGGUGUCUGCCAGCUGCAAAACCAUGGGCACAGUCGGGUCCAUGGUGGCUCUUCCAAAGGGGAUAUGUCCACCACCCAGACACCAUUUAGCAACCCCUAAAUCCAAAUAUUGUAGCACCCUCAAUGGCCAUGGGCUAUGUUUUCCAAGGUCUCCCUGGUCAGUGAGGGCAGCUGACCUUGGAUGUACAAGUUCUGGGUCCACACCUCAGCACCAGUUUGGACUUCCAGGUGGCCAUGGACGGUCCUCAGGCUCAGGUAGCCUCAGCCUUGGUUUGGUGUGCAUUCCUCACACAACCACGUUGCUGUAUUGCAAGGGAAAUAUCCUUGCAGCAGGAGUAUGUAGUUUUUCAAUCUUAUACAUGUAUGGAAGUUUUAAUUAGGAGGCUACAGGGUGUUAGGAGCAACUUCUACUGUAGGCCAAUCCAAGUGGGAUGGCAUGAGGAACCACGCCUCCAGGUUGCAAAUGGCUAUAAAAGUGCAGUACUGCAGUUGUACGAGCAGGAAAAGUUUAUCAACAAAGAUUUGUGGUAAUAAAAUACACAACGGGAAAGAAAAGUUGCAAAAAUAUAAUUGCAUGGCAUUGCUUAGGAGUAGUUUAGCUGAAGCCCAACAGAGUAAGAAACAGCAGAGAGUGUCAGAAGGGUCAUGCCUGUGGUGGCCUGCCUCUGGCUGGCAGGAAGGAAAAGGUGGCAUGGAGGCUUUGUGGUGGGAAGUCACAAGCUCACCAACUUCCCUUCCACUUCUGGUAAAGAUUUGUGGCCACGCAUGAAGGGCAUGUUCAUAGCAUAUGGGCCAAGGAGGUGAGUCAGGGGCAUGGCGCUGCCUGUGAUGGAGACACUGCUUCUGCCCAUACUAGGGUCACUCUGGAAAACAGUUAAUUACGUAUGCAACUUGUAGAGAAUUUUCCAUUUAUGGGACCAACUAUUUCUGCUUAGAAAUGCUGCCUCCUGUGUGCUUUUCUUUGGAAUAUAGUCACAGCAAAGACUGGGGUUAUUUUCCUGGGUUUUUUUUCUUCUCACCUUUCAUAAAUGGCUUUUCUAUGAGAACCCAUGUAGGAUACUGAAGAGUUAACAGGAAAAAAGGAUUAAAUCAAGUUUCAUUUCCACUGGCUUUAGCCUCCAUCUCCAGCAAUAACUGCUUUGCUGCAUUAUAAAGCAAUCACCAUGCAGUGGCAGAUUUAUGCCACAUGGGAGAGUCCUUUGCAUGUCACAUCCCUGCCAUGCCAGGCACACAGGGAUUUUGUCGAUGAGUUGUCCUUCGAACUGACCACUUUAAUCCUAUUGCAUUUUUAAUUAAUGUUUUGCGGUUACAGGCUCCUGUGGUUGGUUUGUUGUUGUUGUUUUUUUUAAUUUCUAAAAGAGAAAACAUAAAAGAUCUGUGAACGUAUUUUCAUGUAUGAAGUUUUCAAAGCCAUUUGGGACUUGA